UCCCUCCGCCGCCGCCGCCAAUUCCUUGCCUUGCCGCCUCGACAUUGCCGUUGUUUGAAUUUUUUUUUUGUUUAGAGAGGUUCAAAGAAGAUGAGCGAUGAGAGUGUGAGUGAUGAGAGUGUGAGUGUUUUUUUAGGUUAAGGGCAAUAUUGUCAAACCAAGUGAAUUUUGUGGGCUUUAUGUAGUAAUUUGUGGGCGAUAUUUAACAAAUCCCAAAAAUAAAUAGCACUUGUUUAUUUGGUAAUUUAAUGUCCCUCUUUGGCAUGAUUGUUGUACUUAUUCUUGGCGAUAUGAUGUAAUUUCAUGGAUAUAUAUGUAUGGAUUACAGAUAAUAUAAUUUUAAUGUAAAAUGUACUAUUAUAGUUCUUAUAUAGGUUUUUUUUUUAAUUUUUUUUUAUAAUAUGCUUUUAUUGAAAAACAAUAGUUUAGAUAAUUAGAAAGGUAACUAAGGGGUGGGAUUGUGAUUAUUAAAUAUACUCGUAGAAGAUAAGUUGGGUGAAAAAUGAACUAAUGAUAACAUAAGUAAAUGUAUUGAAUUAAUUCUAGGUUAUUUUGUUAUCUAACCUUGGAUACAACCAUGAAAGAUUAAAUCAAAGAAUGUCACAAGUGGCAUGAGUGAUUUCUAUAUUUAAUUUACAGAAUAUAUAUGUUUAUAAAAAUAAUCGAAUUGCACUUGGUUACCUAAAUAGAUAGAUAAAUAAAUAAUAUUAGUAUGAAUUGGUCAUCCUUAUUAUUCUCUCCAUAAGUCUUAGAUUGUUUUCCCUAAAAUCAACUAAUAUUAUUCUAACAAUUACAUUUGUAACGUUUUUGUGAGCUAGAUCUCAUCAUAGUUACAUACUACCACGUGUGUGAUCAAAUUGAGGAAAUUUUAGUUACAUUUGUGUGAACUAAAUUACAACUCAGUCUUAGUCAUGCAUUAUCGUAAAACUUUCCGCAAAUAAACAUAUGGUUAAAAAUCACUCAAUACAACUUUUUCACGCCUUUAAAUACCCCAUUUAAAUUCACUUCUUACCAAAAAACAUAAAUUAAAAAGUUUCUAAUUAGCUUAUUAUCACAAUUAUAUAUAUAUAUAUAUAUAGAAAAAAUUUGAAAACAAAAAAAGGAAGAGUUUCACCAUUCUUUAAAUCAAUCUUCGUAUAUCAAUUAUUAUUCAGUUUGAAUAAUUUCCGAUGGAGUCAUAUAUCCUACAGAUUGUCACUAUUCUUUAUGUAGCAAUAAUAGCCACCGAAGCAACCUUUAUAAUUCCAGGAGGACAUUUUGGAAAAAAAGGUUAUGCAAAUUUCGGUGGUAACUUGAACUUUAAUAAGGAAGCUCACAUUUCUGGAGGGUUUAACUUUGGUGGACGCAAGGAAGUUUAUGGAGCAGGUAAAAUAAAAGGACAAACAGAAGCAACAAGUGAAGGUGACGCACAAUCGGGUGGUAAUAAUUUGGGUUUAGAAAAACAAAUUAGAGGCUCAGGAGGAUUAAACUUUGGUGGAUCUAGUCAAAAUCAAGGAGCAGUUAAAGGUCAAACACAAAUGAGAGUCAACUUUAACUUUGAUAAAAAGAGUAAAAGUUCAGGAGGCUUCAAUUUUGGAGGAAAUAAGGAUCUUUCAGGUGAAGGGAAAGCUCAAGGGUUAGGUAAAGGCCAAACACCAUCUGGCAACAACUAUAACUUUAAAAAGGAUGUUCAUACAUCUGGAGGGUUUGAUUUUGGAGGAAGGAAAGAAAAAAAUUAUCCUCACAACCAUGCAAUGGGGGGACCACAAAGAGUAGAAAAAAGCCAAUCACAUUUCGGUGGUAACUUUAAAUUUAACAAGGAAGCUCACGGUUCUAAAGGGUUCAAUUUCGGUGGACAAAAGGAAGAUUUUGGAGCAGGUAACACAAAAGGACAAACUGAAGCAACAAGUAAAGGGGAAGCACAGUCAGAUGCUAAUUCGAGCUUAGGUAAACAAGUUAAAGGCUCAGGAGGAUUAAACUUUGGUGGAUCUAGCUCGACAGCCGGUCAAAAUCAAGGAGCGGUUAAAGGUCAAACACAAAUGGGAGCCAACUUUAACUUUGAUAAAAAGAGUAAAAGUUCAGGAGGUUUCAAUUUUGGAGGAAAUAAGGAUCUUUCAGGUGAAGGAAAAGCUCAAGGGUUAGGUAAAGGCCAAACACAAUCGGGCAACAAUUAUAACUUAAAAAAGGAUAUUCAUGCAUCUGGAGGGUUUGAUUUUGGAGGAAGGAACGAAAAAAAUUAUCCUCACAACCAUGCCAUGGGGGGAACACAAGGAGUAGAAAAAAGCCAAUCACAUUUCGGUGGUAACUUUAAAUUUAACAAGGAAGCUCACGGUUCUAAAGGGUUCAAUUUAGGUGGAGACAAGGAAGAUUUUGGAGCAGGUAACACAAAAGGACAAACUGAAGCAACAAGUAAAGGGGAAGCACAGUCAGAUGCUAAUUCGAGCUUAGAUAAACAAGUUAAAGGCUCAGGAGGAUUAAACUUUGGUGGAUCUAGCUCGACAAUCGGUCAAAAUCAAGGAACAGUUAAAGGUCAAACACAAAUGGGAGCCAACUUUAACUUUGAUAAAAAGAGUAAAAGUUCAGGAGGCUUCAAUUUUGGAGGAAAUAAGGAUCUUUCAGGUGAAGGAAAAGCUCAAGGGUUAGGUAAAGGCCAAACACAAUCGGGCAACAAUUAUAACUUUAAAAAGGAUGUUCAUGCAUCUGGAGGGUUUGAUUUUGGAGGAAGGAAAGAAAAAAAUUAUCCUGACAACCAUGCAAUGGGGGACCACAAGGAGUAGAAAAAAGCCAAGCACAUUUCGGUGGUAACUUUAAAUUUAACAAGGAAGCUCACGGUUCUAAAGGGUUCAAUUUCGGUGGACACAAGGACGAUUUUGGGGCAGGUAAAACAGAAGGACAAAAUUAAGCCAAGCGGCAGGGGCAACUUAAGGGACUUGGCAUGGCCAAUCUAGCUACAAUGAACAAUGAACUCGAUCAAAGUUGAGAAAUAAGUUUGGGGUUUUUGCAUCCAAUAAUUUUAGUCGAAAUGUUGAAGAUUCAAGUUUAAGCCAAGGGUUGAGAUAGAUAAGCAUUAGAUUAAAUCCAAAAGGAACAUGAAUUCAUAAAGUUAUAACUAUUGAUAAUGUCAUUUUUUAUGAGAUUGUGAGCUACCUUAAUUAUUCAAUGAGGGUAGCUAGUUAAAUUGCAUGUGACCACUUUUAUGUAAGAGAUCGAGAAAUGAAAUUAUUAUUGUUUUUUU
Molecule: messenger RNA, 3214 nt
Organism: Chenopodium quinoa (quinoa)
Lineage: Eukaryota; Viridiplantae; Streptophyta; Magnoliopsida; Caryophyllales; Amaranthaceae
Product: nucleoporin nup189-like
Exons: 4
Coding region: 1170-2756 (528 amino acids)
Source: RefSeq, a predicted model, not a curated record